Messenger RNA from Venustampulla echinocandica, 4230 nucleotides. RefSeq lists its product as uncharacterized. Gene Ontology annotation, cellular component: pericentric heterochromatin. Lineage: Eukaryota; Fungi; Ascomycota; Leotiomycetes; Helotiales; Pleuroascaceae. The transcript has 2 exons. The record is from RefSeq and is a predicted model, not a curated record. Gene Ontology annotation, molecular function: metal ion binding; chromatin binding. Bases 1 to 4230 code for a protein of 1409 amino acids. Gene Ontology annotation, biological process: chromatin organization; negative regulation of transcription by RNA polymerase II.
AUGUUCCGCAAACCAUCAAUUCGGGCGGCGCCAGUGGAUGACGAUGAUGAUGAUGACAGUAUCUCAAUUAAUUCAACCGAAAGCAGUCAAUACUCGGAGAGUCGUGAGUUUGAGGUUGAACGCGUUCUGGCUGAGAAAACCGACAACGGCAAGAAGUUGUAUUUAUUAGAAUGGAAAGGUUACCCUCUUAACAGGGCGACAUGGGAGCCCAAAGACCAUAUCUACGACCAUAAUAUUCUGGUUCAUUGGAAAGAGACGAAAAGCCGCGAAUCCAGAGGCGUUGCUCAGCCUUUCAAUAUCAAGAAAUUCGAGGCAGAUGUGGAAAAGCUAGCGGAAGAAAAGGCCGAGCGGCAUCGUCAGCGGAAGCUCAAACGGAGACGCUCUGGACUUCCAGUCUCUGAAUCUGAUUCCGAGUCUUACUACCUGGCGAGUGAUAGUGAUUCUGUGGAAGAAGCUAUCGCAGCGGAAGAUGAGCGAGACGAUGAUCCAGGACGUAAGAAUUCCCACAAGCCGCCCCCAAAGCCCAACAAGCCGCCUAAAAUGCAGUCAAUUAGGGACAAGGGGAGCCAACUAUCAGAUACAAACCCAAAACAUCCCCCUUCUAGCUUACCUUUAGGUGAGCCUGUAUCCGGACGAGGAUCACACCAGCUGCCGGCAAACUCUGGUUCCAACGAGCUUCUCCCUCAACGAGCUUCAAAAGCGACUCCGACACGAAAGAAACUUAGCGUUUCUGCUAAAGAGAAUUCCAAGGACUUGUCAAAACCGGAUAAUUCUAGUUCCAGACUUGAUGGACCUUCUGUUCCUGCUGGUAGGGGCAAGGGAGCUUCACGUGGGGGUUCUAUUAUACAAAAGAAUGUUUUUGCGAUUCGAAAUCUGCCGAGAAAGCGGUCCACGCUUCUUCAAACUUCUGCAGACCCCACCAAAGAAAUGAAACACUUCAAAAAUAUGCACAUAGUCAGAAAGGCAGAAUUGGCAUCAAGAGCGUUAGAAGAUGCCGCCCCCGAUAUCAAUGCUGCGGGUGGGCUCUUUAGGCCAGGGGAGGCUUCAACCUUCCGACAUCUAAAGGUUGCAGAUUUGCGCAGAAAUUCAGCUACUAGUGUAACCCGACACGGGCCGACCGAAGAGCCUCAUACAUCCCAAAAAGAUUCUCUGUCAAGUACACGGGAAAUCGAGGCGGCACCUUCGAAGCCAGCCCUUGUUCAGACACCUGUUCAAAAACCAUACCUGGGGCCAGAGGUAUGCUAUUACUGGAACUCAAAGGGGAGUUGUGCGAAAGGAUAUCUAUGCACAUAUAUGCACCGCAACGAGCCAGGGGUGCCUGUUGCUCCUAACCCUUCGGAUAAGCGGGAUCAUGACAGACAGCACACUGCAGUAGACGACACUGGCCUUUCAAAUUCUACUUCGCGUGACGGCUCAGUAUCUGAAAACGCAUCCUCCACUCAUGCUGGACAAGAGUCGCAACAUCGGCCAACCUUGCAGAAUGAUAGGCCGGUCUCGAUAGCUCCAGCAGGGUCAUGGGUGACAGCUUCAGAAAAUGCCCAGGUUUGCUGGUUUUGGCAUACUAGAGGCGAUUGUUCCAAGGGAGAGCUUUGCAGAUUUCGUCAUACUGAUGACCAAUCUAUACCCCUUGCUCCAGAUCCUUCUCGUCCAGCUCCUGUUCCAGAGCAUGCACAUCCACCUUCCAGGCGGCCAACUUCCGACCGCAACAUUAAAGUCUGCCCCUUUUGGAAACGAGGUGACUGCCACCAUGGUACAACCUGUUGGUACUUUCAUGAUGUUCCAGAUCGGCCUGAACCAGAGCCCCCGUACCAAGUUCCCGAAGCCGAUCGGCCGUCAAUUCAUCCUUCCCGAUUAGCAAUACUACAGCAGGAGUCUUCGCAGUGUGUUCCGGCGACCCAAAUGGACAAUCAUAUUGGGUUUAGAGAACACGACUCAACCGAGUUAUUUCCACCUGUCUCCUCCCCAAGGCGACAGAAUCCCGGUCUUGAUCUCAAUCAGCUUGGCAUGACAGAAGGAAACCCAUCCACGCCUAAGCCCGUAACGGCGUCGGCGGUGGAACGUAGCAAGAUCAGUAUUGAAGACUAUCGUCAAAACCAGGCUGCUAAGGCACAAGGAUCUCGAACUAAGUUGGUCACGUUCGGCAUGUAUGAGCAGCAACCUUUGCUCCUAGAUACUGGCGACACAUGCCUAGAAGCCCAGCAUCCCUUAUAUCAGCUUUUUUUAAGCCUCCCACACAUACAGUUUGACCAAGUCUGCAUAGCCCAAGAUUUCGGAUCACAGCGCAGCGUGCUUCAACGUCAUGUACUUUGGGAUGGAAGCCUUAGUCCAGUAGAUACUGGAGAUUUGGAAGCAUCAAAGAUUAUUGAUGAUAUUGUGAAAGACUUAAGACUUCGAGCAUCUGGCUUAAUAUGCUUCACAGCGCCAUUUGUCAUACUAUGCUAUCCUGCACGAGCGGAGGAAUGGGGAUUCAUAGAUUGUUCGCCCUAUCCUAGGGAAGUCAGGUUGAGGUAUCUGCUUUUCCAAACUAAUCUAAAUAUCGACUCUUGCUUUGCAAUUCCGGUAAAAGAUAUCGUCGGUCUUCGCCCGCCUUAUAGAAAGGCUCUAAUGUACAAGAUUCACGGACUCUCCAUAGAGAAACUCAUCCCCCUCCUCGAAAAAGGUCAUAGCUGCUACAACUUUUAUUUAUUGUUCCCGCCGACAGCCAAUGAGACUGCACACUUCAUCACACAAUGGCUGCGAAGUUCCGGUCAUGGUUGCAAAGUUUACAGUAGUGAGGCUGAGGGGUCAUGGGAUUUUGUUGUCAAUACCUCCACCAUUCUGGCGUGUGCGGUCCUCAUCCACGAAUCUGUAGCUGCUGAGAUCUACAGGUUGCCCUUACUGCAAGAAGUACUCCGGAAGAGCAAGAAGGUUUUUACCUUCUGGUAUGUUUCAGAUUCGGUUCCCCCGUUUCCUACGUUUCCAUCCGUCUUGGAGUUGGACCACUCGAACUCGGGGCAGGUAACUGCAACGCGACUUUUCCCACAUGGGGCAAUCAUCUUCCUAGCUCCGGGCUUCCUAAUUGCGGAACCUGAGCGGACAUAUGAGCUGCUCAAGUGGUUUUUUCACAAGAAGCUAGACAGCGUGACGCCAGGGACCUGGAAACUGGCUUCCUGUUACAGUUUGGCAGACUACCUGCUGAACUUGGCAAACGCUAAGGCUUUAGAGCGACAAAGGUUCUACGAAGAAAAUUAUGACAAACCUUCCAAGGACGCAGAAGCUAAUCAAAGGGGACUGGGCUUCGAAAGUUGCCAACUUAGAUAUAAGAUUCAUACCUUUCUCGUUGGUGCGCUGUAUACUAGAGACAUCUCAAAGAGGGCACCGCCAAGAGACUGUUUCGAUUAUUAUUCAGGCAUUCCCGAUGAGCUCGAGAGCCCAAUCAUCUAUGCGGAUCGGUAUAUUGAUGCAGACGAUGAACAGGCACAGAUCAAAUGGUUUGCCGGGUGGGCAAUGGGAAGACUGGACCUUUUCCGAAAGUUCACUGUUAUUGGCACCGGCCCUGGAAGUGCCAAUAAAUCUACUAGGCUCAAAGCUUUGCCAACCAUGACAGCCAAUUCCAGCCCCCAAUCCGACCUGGCAAUGUCACCUUCUAAGCAAGCCUCGCCCUCCACUAUAAUUCCGGCUACAAACUCUGGUCCCCAUCGUCAGAACUCGCAAUCUGCACUAAACUCCGCCAUGCAGAAAGCUCUAGCAGUUGCCGCGAAGUUUCAUGCUUCUAAUCCUGCCAGCCCUAACUCAACACCUCAACCAGUAAUAAGUGAAUCUAUCGCCAAGAAUCAUAAUGGAAAUGUUGCGAAUGAGGCCGUUAGAAAAGAAAUUUUGGACAAACCAGGAUACGUAGCACCUGGAGCUAUACAGAUGUCUCGAGGCCGCCGGAUUGUUGACGGGAAGCCGCACCUUGAACCAGGAGAGAUUGCCGACUCGACUUCUAUUAAUGGCGCAAGCGCAGCUUCAACACCUCCUGACGGAGAUAGAAUGGAAAUAGAUUCGGCUCCUGUCAGCGCAACUAAAAAUAUAGAUCAGCAUUCUGCAGAAUCUUGCGAGGGUACAGCGGGUGUGGAAUGGAAGAAGGUUCAAUUCGAACCGACCACAGAGUGGUAUAAGCGUAUGAAGGAUAACGGGGAUGGCUGGGAACACAUUAUGGUUGAUGGCUGGGAGCAGGGUUGGACAUAUUUGGGAGUUGCCAAGAAAUGA